Messenger RNA from Prinia subflava (tawny-flanked prinia), 1246 nucleotides. It is a transcript of the gene BORCS6, whose product is annotated as BLOC-1 related complex subunit 6. Lineage: Eukaryota; Metazoa; Chordata; Aves; Passeriformes; Cisticolidae. Gene Ontology annotation, cellular component: BORC complex. Gene Ontology annotation, biological process: lysosome localization. The record is from RefSeq and is a predicted model, not a curated record.
AUGGUGGGACGUGGGUACCCAGAGUUAUGCCGGGGAAGAGGGGUCGAGCCCAAGCGGGGACAAGCGGUGGUGGCGCAACCGGAGCCGCCGCUAGGAGAACAUGGCGGGGGAGUGAGGAGAGCCGCCAGCAGCUCCCGGUGUUGUUACCCGGGCGCGACCCGCCCACUUCCGCCCCCGCGCCAACCGCCGAACGCUGACGGCGCCAGCACCGCCCCCCCGCCAAUCGCGGAGGAGCGGCGGCCUCUCUGCCCUCGUUCCAGCCAAUCGGAAGCGACACAAACACUCGGAGCCACGCCUCCGCUGGGCCGCCCAAUCCGGGAGGGCACGCCCUCGGUCUCCGAGUCACGGGCUCGCAGUGCGGGGCGGGCGGGCGGUGUCCACCGGCCAAUCGGGAUCCGCACGAAUCGCCGAGGCCACACCCCCGCGGGCCCCGCAGCCAAUCGCGGGAGACGUAAACAGGCGUCGGCGCGCCCCCGGUGGGCGGUGGCGGCUGGUGGGCACGCGUCGCUCGCCAUGGAGGAGCCGGGCCCGGCGGCCGCGCCGCCGGAGGGGCGGGGGCGGGACGAGCGGAGCCUGGAGGCGCUCAGCCUGGCUGGCGGCGGAGGGGCUGCGGCGGCGGGGCGGCAGCUGCCGGAGGGGCGGCGAGCGACGCUGGCUAGCGCCCUGGAACUGGAGGGGACGGUGCUGCGCGAGGGACGCCUCACCCAGUUCGUAGCCAACAACCUGGAGCGGCGGAUCCGGCUGAGCGGCGCCCCGCGGGGCGAGCCUCCGGCGGGAGGCGGCGGGUCCUCCAUCCCCGCCAUCGACCCCGGGGCGCUGCAGGACGUGGUGGCCCUGGCCGGGCAGGUGGCGGCGCAGGUGGACGAGCUGCUGCGGAACGUGCACUGCGGGCUGCAGGCCCUGACGGCGCUCAGCGUCGGCUGCAUCCAGACCUACCGCGACGGCGUGGAGAGCCUGGGCGAGGCGGCCGACCUCAGCAUCCGCGCCAUGUACGCACUGGUGGCGCGCUGCGAGGAGCUGGACCGCGCCAUGCAGCCCGUGCCCGCCCUGGCCAAGCGCAUCCGUGACAUGAAGGGCACGCUGGAGCGGCUGGAAGGGCUCUGCAAGUAGCUGCUGCCGCCGCCGCCCCUCCCGUGCCCGCAGCGGGGGCCUGGGGCCGCUGCUCUCUCGCUCCAGCGGCCCCACCGCGCACGGCGCCCGCAGCUCCCGCCUGCACGUCCUCGCUCGCUCUCUCCCGUGUGUGACU